Molecule: messenger RNA, 3772 nt
Organism: Toxotes jaculatrix (banded archerfish)
Lineage: Eukaryota; Metazoa; Chordata; Actinopteri; Toxotidae
Gene: sts
Product: steroid sulfatase (microsomal), isozyme S
Exons: 10
Coding region: 110-1831 (573 amino acids)
Molecular function (GO): arylsulfatase activity
Source: RefSeq, a predicted model, not a curated record
UGUUGCUCCAGUUUGACAGGCGGCUUCUUUGUUUUCUCUGAACAAAAUGUGAAUACUGCUUUCCUUAGAUGAGUGUCCUUUGUCCUUCAGUAUCUUCUGGUUUGACAACAUGAAGUUUACAUGGCUGCCAGCUUCUCUUCUGAUGCUGCUUGUGGCGGCAACCGUUGCGUCUCUUCCCAAAAACAGCAAACCCAAUUUUGUUCUGAUGAUGGUGGAUGACCUGGGAAUUGGAGACCUGGGCUGCUAUGGCAAUAAAACCCUGAGGACCCCCAAUAUUGACCAGCUGGCACAGGAAGGGGUGAAGCUCACGCACCACAUUGCCGCGGCGAGCCUGUGCACCCCCAGCAGGGCGGCGUUCCUCACUGGACGGUACCCGAUUCGAUCAGGUGUAGCUGGUACUAUCAGACCUGGUGUCUUUAUAUUUAACGCAGCAUCUGGAGGUCUUCCCAGCCACGAGCUAACCUUUGCUAAGAUCGCCAAACAGCAAGGCUACGAGACGGCUCUGAUAGGAAAGUGGCACCUAGGACUUAACUGCGAACGCAGUGACGACCACUGCCACCACCCCAGCGCCCACGGCUUCAACUAUUUCUUCGGUAUCCCCUUGACCAACCUGCGAGACUGCCAACCUGGACAUGGCACCGUGUUGCAGAUCCAUAAAUAUUUACCAUUCCAGACUCUGACUCUUGUCUUGGUCACCAUGGCCAUACUCCACUACGCCGGCAUCAUCACCAUUGGUGGUAGGCUGAUAGAGAGACUGCUGUCUCUGACGCUCGUGAUCACGGGUCUGGUGGCGGGCUUCAUCAUGGUCUUUCCAUAUCUCAACUGUGUUCUCAUGAGGGACCACAGAGUUGUGGAGCAGCCGUUCACUUCUGAAAACUUGACACAGAGGAUGACAAGUGAGGCAGUGGACUUCAUAGAGAGGAACUCAGCGAGGCCUUUCCUGCUGUAUUUCUCUUUCCUUCAAGUGCACACAGCCAUGUUUGCUUCUGCAGCAUUCAGAGGAAGCAGCCGUCAUGGCAUCUAUGGCGACGCUGUCCAUGAGGUGGACUGGAGCGUAGGUCAGAUCAUGCAGACUCUGGACAGACUCCAGCUGAGAGAAAACACUCUGGUCUACCUGACCUCAGACCAGGGUGCUCACCUGGAGGAAAUCUCCUCCACAGGGGAAGUCCACAGAGGAUGGAACGGGAUAUACAAAGGAGGGAAAUCCACAAAUUGGGAAGGAGGGAUCCGGGUGCCCGGGAUUCUCAGCUGGCCUGGAAAAAUCCCUGGUGGCAGGGAGGUGGAUGAGCCCACCAGCAACAUGGACCUGUUUCCCACUGUGGUGCACCUGAGCGGAGCCUCAGUGCCAGAGGACAGGGACAUAGACGGUCACAACCUCAUGGAUUUGCUUCAGGGACGAGCUGAAAGGUCCAAGCACGAGUUCCUGUUCCACUACUGCAAUGCCUACUUGAACGCAGUUCGAUGGCACCCUGAGAACAGUAGCUCAGUGUGGAAAGCCUUUUACUUCACACCAAACGCCUACCCAGAAAACGAGGUGGCCUGUUUCCACACGCACGUGUGCUUUUGCACGCCAGGCUACGUGACCCACCACAACCCCCCGCUGCUCUUCGACCUCUCGAAGGACCCAUCGGAGUCCACGCCCCUGACUCCAGACACCGAGCCAGCCUUUUACUCCAUCCUGGCUGCGAUGAAAGAGGCCGUGGAGUGGCAUCAGAGAUCGGUGAAGCCUGUGGCGAGCCAGCUAACCGUCGGGACUCUAAUUUGGAAACCCUGGCUGCAGCCUUGCUGCUCCACACUUUGGCAGCUCUGUCAAUGCCAGCAGGACCAAUAGCUUAUAAAUAAGUCCUGCUUGCAACAGGAUCACAUAAGUGACAACAAUGACAAUCACAUUUGUGACCUCAGCAACACUGAAUUCCACACAACAACCUCCACCACAACUUAUUCAGCAGCUUGUACCAGUUUUAAGAAUACACAGACUCUUUAAAUACAGCUCGACUGUCAAACACUGUCAAAACCCUGCAGUGUGAAGUGUGUGUGUUGCCUUUGCAUGCUUCUCUCUCUGUGUAUGGGUUGUGUGUUCAGUAACUUUGCCACAGUUCGCCAUUCACUGCAAAAAAAAUCUCAUCGAAAAAGCGUCUUGACAGCUGUCAAACGCUCGUCGAAAGCGCAUCUGCGCCCGAACGUAGCGCUUUGAUGCAGCGGUAGCAUUAAAUGUGCUUCCUGUCCGGGUAGUUUCUUUCUGCCCCUGCAUGUGUUUUCUCCUCUUUUACUCGUUUUACCAUCCCAGUCUUUAGCUGUCAUAUUUCCUGCUGUCAGUUUUAUACUUGCGUACAACUCAGGUCUUUUAUUUAUACACCACCAGGCGGCCAAACAGUACACACACACACACACUUCCCCCAGGAUAUUAUUAUUUUUUUUUAGAAUUGAAUAAUAUUUCAGUUUGUGUUUACAGCAUGUUCUGUUUCACCAAAGUAGCAAAAAAAAAAAAAAAAAAAAAAAAAUCAAUUAACACAACUUUAAUUUAAGAAAUUAAAGCGGAAAUUAAAGUCUUCUAUUGGUGGAAUCAUGGGAAAUUAACUCACAGAGUUUUGGAGGUAGAAAAAUCGGGAUAUAAUGACCUCUAUUUUUUUUUUUUUUAAAUAAAUCUUCUUGUAUGUCCUUGAAAUUAGGUUCAAGUGCGACAACUACAUGCUGAAAGCUCUUACACAACUAACUGUGCAAAUCUUUAACUGAAGAAUAAAAAGAUAAAACAAUUUUGAUCAAAGAAUAAAAAAGCAUGAGUGAGAGUUUGACUAUUUUCUGAAGUUUUGUUCAGUUUACUCAGUGCUUGCAGUUUAGUGUUUCUGCUACUAGUAUAUUUCUUGUUAAAUGCCUUUAAAAUAUUCCUUUAAUUAUCUCCUAUGCUGACGCAGCAUCAGUGUGACAUGUACCUCACUGUGGUUCUGCAGAAUCUGGAUCUGUGCAAACCAUUUUCUGUCCCCAUGAUCCUGCUGUUCAUCUUCUUAUAGUAAUAAUAAUAAUAAUAAUAAUAAUUAUUAUUAUUAUUAUUAUUAUUAUUAUUAUAUAAAUUUUCAACACCUCACUGGAUUUUCAACAGCUCACUGGAGUCAUCCCACGUGCCAGCCUGGUUCAAAUCCUCCACCAUAGUUCCAGUCCCUAAGAAGCCAAGGAUCACUGGACUUAAUGACUACAGACCUGUCACCUGGUUCUGUCCCACCUCAAGACCAUCACGGCCCCCCACCUGGGCCCCCUACAGUUUGCCUACAGACCCCACAGUCAACCUGGCCCUUCGCUUCAUCCUGCAGCAUCUGGACUCCCUGUGAAUCUAAGUCAGGAUCCUGUUUGUGGACUUAAACUCUGCCUUCAAUACAAUCCUCCCAGCUCUCCUCCAGGACAACCCCCCCCCCCCAAGACUGUGUACUUUCCCCUCUGCUCUUCUCCUUGUACACCAACUGCUGCACCUCUGGCCACCAGUCUGUCAAGCUGAUUAAGUUUGCAGACAACACCACCUUCAUUGGUCUCAUCUGGGAUGGGGAUGAUGUUCUGUGUUCCUUUUCCCGCUGCUGACUGAACUUAAAGCACAGCUUAGAGACUAUUAAAGAACAAACAUCUCUCCAUGUGGUGCACACCUACUCUCCAUAAUAGAGUCUUAAGAAUAAUCAUUAAGUAGCUAUUAAGUUAUUAAAUGUUUGCUACAGAGUGAAUAUUGUUUUCUCGCUGGGCCCUCACUGCGUGGAUUUCCCAGCAGCGUCCGUGGCUCAGCAGGAGCGUC